UCAAAACAGUUCUAGGGACGAUUAAAAAUAUUAAAUCACUGCUGAUUGCCUCUGAUAAGCAGCUUAAUUUAAAUGAAAUGAACAUAUCAGGAAAAUCACAGUGCUUGUUGAAAAUUGGUGCUGUGAAAAACUCAGAAUGAAAGUCUUCAUAUUACUAGCGAUAGUCGCGGCGGCGACCGCCUCCAGCGUGCAGGUUGUGGAGAGCAAUGGCUUCCAGAGGAUUACCGUGAAGCCUAGCCAUUCCAGUACGGCCAAGCCGCCCAGGUCCGUCGAUGUAGCGCCGAGUAAAAUUCAAGUGGUAGAGGCAGCCCUGCCUGUGCCUGACGAACUCUCCGGAAGGAUCACCGUAAAGCCGAGCCACUCCAGUACGGCCAAGCCGCCCAGGUCCGUCGAUGCAGCGCCGAGCAAAAUUCAGGUGGUAGAGGCCCUGCCUGUGCCUGACGAACUCUCCGGAAGGAUCACCGUGAAGCCAAGCCAGUCCAGUACGGCCAAGCCGCCGAGCAAAGUGCAGGUUGUGGAGGCUGCCCUGCCUGUGCCUGACGAACUCUCGGGAAGAAUCACCGUGAAGCCAAGCCAGUCCAGUACGGCCAAGCCGCCCAGGACCGUCAAUGACGAGCCAAGCCACCCGAUCACCGUCGUCUCCGGCGAGGUCGAAGCCCCUGAGAGGAACCAGAUCCUCAUCGACAUCAUGGUGAGGUCUCUCAUCACCUACCUGAGGGUGGUCAUCAGCAAUGGAUCUUACAUCUUCGGCAUUCCCCCUCUGGACCCCCUCGUGGUGGAAGAGCUGGAGUUUGAAGUACCUGCUCGGCUUAUCAACCUGCUCCUCGGGAUCGAGGGCGGUCUGGUGACCGGCGUCGGCGGCUUCGUGGUGAACAAGAGCAACCUGCGCCUGCGCACCAUGACCUUCGACCUCGACAUCACCGUGCCCAGGAUCUACAUCAGCGCUGACCGCUACAAGCUGCUCGGAGAUCUGUUCACCGCGAUCCCCCUCUACGGAGAUGGAGAAGCUGAGUUCGUAGUGGAGAACCUCCGGCUGAAGGGUCUCCUGCACCUGAAGCAGUCGGAGGACGAGAAGUCCAUCCUCAUCGACUGGAUCGAGAACCCCGCCUUCGAACUACCCUCCUUGAAGGCCAACCUCAACGGAGUGAUCGGCGGAGGCAACAUCGACCACAUCGUCAACGCCAUCAUCAACGAGGUCAUCGUUGACUACGUGAACCGCUUCAGUGGCGCCAUCUCCAAGACCGUGGGCGGUGCCCUCCCGCGCCUCCUCAACCCCCUCCUAGACCAGAUCGACACCUGGCGCUACAUCGAGCGAUGGGUCUAGAUUCUAGAUUACCAUGAAAGCCCUGUCAAUUUGUUUAUCUAUAAAAUAACAUAAGUGCAUUAUGGUUUCGUAACAACGAAUAAAGUUCAGUAAAACUUUCAUAACUUUAUUGAAAUCAAUAAAAAUAAUUUCAAGUAAA
Plutella xylostella (diamondback moth) is the source of this 1463-nucleotide messenger RNA. RefSeq lists its product as uncharacterized. The record is from RefSeq and is a predicted model, not a curated record. NCBI's taxonomy places the organism in Eukaryota, Metazoa, Arthropoda, Insecta, Lepidoptera, Plutellidae.